Dacryopinax primogenitus is the source of this 1647-nucleotide messenger RNA. RefSeq lists its product as uncharacterized. The coding region runs from base 1 to 1647 and encodes 548 amino acids. The transcript is spliced from 5 exons. The record is from RefSeq and is a predicted model, not a curated record. Lineage: Eukaryota; Fungi; Basidiomycota; Dacrymycetes; Dacrymycetales; Dacrymycetaceae.
AUGCCCCUCAGUCUACAAACUUCCCAGAACAAGUCUUUCAAGCUCAGCCAGCACAAUGUGGUGCAUCAGUACAAGCUCUGGAUGCCUACUGGCAACAGCAUCACCUUGCCAGCUGGCUUGGUAGGUGACAUUGGUGAUAUUGCCCUUCCUUUUGGCCCUGGUGCUUGGGUGAAGACUGCCCUGAGGGUCUGGACCUUCUAUGGUCAGCUGAAGGGGAAGAAUGCAGUAGCCCUGCAUCCUUUCAGCAGGACCAAAGAUUGCUUCGAUACUCUGGCAAUCAUUGAUGAUGAUGGGUCCAGGCACUGGCAGACUCAUUCUUCUGCGCACACACAGAAGAAUAAGCUCAAGUCAGUGGUGUCAUCUGCUCCAGAGUCAGAGAAUCCACCAUCAGAAGAGGAAAAUGCAGUGUUGGCUGCAUCACCUGCGGUGGAGGCAGAGGACAAGGAGGAGGAGGAGAAGGAGGAGGAGCAGGAAGAAUAUGAGGAUCAGGAAGAGGAGGAGAGGCAAGAAGUCAGACAAAAGGAGAUGUCCAUAUUGUACAUUUCUGAUGAUGAAUCAGGCAAAGAGCAUGCUGUGGCCCCACAGCAAGUUGUAGAGGAUCCUAAGGGGAAGAAACACUGUGCUCAUGGCUUGUCCAAUCUAGACGAGCUUGAAACAAGCCCUGUGCAGAAGACUCCUGCCAAGUGCCAGGGCCGGAGGAUCCUCACUGAGCUUAUGGGACUUCAAUAUCAUAUCAAGAAGUAUCCUACUUGCAAGGUUGACAAUUUUCUGGGCACCCCAGGCAAGGUUAUCUGCCCCACCCUUGGUUUGGUGAUCCAAGAUCUCUUGGUACAUCAAGGUGAUCUCCAGGUUAACCACCUUCAAACAGGCAGCACGCAGUGCAUGUCACCAGCUGAAAUCAUCACCAGCUUGCUCAUGCAUACUGCCACCCAAGACCAAUCUGAUCAGAUUGUGGGCAACUUCCCAAAAGUGGGAUUCGGCAACUUGCCCGGAGUGUCACCUCUCAGCAUCACCUCCCUCAAACUUUGCCUCCCCUUGGACUAUAUGUGUGAAUGGUACAAAGUGAAGCCUACCAAAGGAGAAGAGGUCAAUACCUUUUCCACCCUGAUUCCUGGUGGUGGAGUGAGCAACUGGCAUAUGGAUGGAUCUGGUGUGAUCAUGGCCAUCCUCCAUGUGUCCAACCUGGUGGAGAAGGGCCCAAAGAAGCUAUGGCUCAUGGCUCCCCAGACUGAGAGAAACAAUGCCAUCUUGGCUAAGUUUCUUUAUGCUGGUAGGGAACACAUGCUGUCUGCAGCAGUGAUACCCUUCCUGGAGAAUAUCCAGCAUGUUCUGGUGAUGCCCAGAACAUUAGAACAUACUGCAUUCUUCUUGGCUCCAGGAAUGUGGCACUGCAUGCUGACCCUUGAUAUCUUGGCACAUGUGGCAUUCCACAUCUAUGAUGUCAGAUUAUGGCUGCAGGUUCAGAAGGUGAUGGAGUCCGAUAUCAAGAGAGUGUCCGGACUUGUAGGUGCAGCUGAGCAAGCUGAACAGGUGGAGAUGAUGAUAGAGGAGUUGGAUGUGUGGAAAGAGGUGGGAGCACCCCAAAGGUGGGCCAAAGAAGCAAGGGCAGGUCUUUCUUUGUGGCUGGCCACACUGAAGGAGACUUGA